Molecule: messenger RNA, 3627 nt
Organism: Trichoderma reesei QM6a
Lineage: Eukaryota; Fungi; Ascomycota; Sordariomycetes; Hypocreales; Hypocreaceae
Exons: 1
Coding region: 1-3627 (1208 amino acids)
Source: RefSeq, a predicted model, not a curated record
AUGAAGCUGAGCGCGGCUCUUGUUCUCGUCGCUGCUCUUGCGGGAAGCUCAGUGGCAGCGCCUGCCAAGUCUUCUGCUCUUCAAGCUCAAGGGCCCAACUCGGACGCCCUGAAGCUCUUGGCUUCUCAUAUUUCGACGGGUCAACUCACUCAGUCAGACCGCAAACUCCUGAAUAGCCUCCUGGUGACGGCUUCGUUCGGGAAGCGAGAUGAAGCAGGCACGUUUGGUGAUCUAGGUGGUACUGUAGGCAACAUCUUGGGGACCAGCUUCGGCAACGUCAUCGAUAGACUCCUUGGCCUCCUCAACAGCCUCCUUGGCGGCCAGGGUAGCGGCACUGGACUCAGCCUUGGUCUGAACGGUUCUGUCAGCAUUCCAGGGGGUCCCAGUUUGGCCCAGCUGCUGGUUGAUCUCGGCAUUGACGUCCAAGGCAACAUCAACCUGAACAACCUCAUCAGCAAGCUCGGACUCGCCCCAGCAAAUUUCUCCGACAUCUUCAGACAGCUUGGGGCCGAUGCCAACGGAAUCGUGCCUCUGGGCACUCUGCUGAAGAAUCUUGGCCUCGGAAGCAACAUUGGCAACUUGGACUUGAGCAAUGCCCUGAACAACCUUGGCGGGUCAGGCGGUAACGGCACGCUCAACUUGACCGGUCUUCUGCGAGGGCUUGGUCUCGAUGACAAUGCCAUUGCAAGCCUCCUCAACAGCCUUGGUGCUUCUCCAAACGGCAACAUCUCGACGCCUGAUCUGCUCAGGGGUCUUGGCCUCACCGGCCAAGGAGACGUUAACCUUGGCUCAAUCCUUCAGGGGCUGAAUGGAGCUGCUACGAGGGCUGGUCUAGACUUGCGCAACGUGUUGGGUGGCUUGACUGGCAUUCUCAACGGCCUGUCGAGUGCUGCCCCAAGUGGCUCAACUACAAACAUUCCUAUUGCUAUUCCUAUCCCUAUUCCUUUGAGUGCCCCGGCGGCGAUUCCCAACCUGAACGACCUUCGCAACAGCAUCACGAACGGGGUUUUCAGGGGCCUGGUAGGAGGGCUGGACGACGCAACACUCAAGGACCUCACCGACAUCAUCAAGAAAGCCAAUGGCAACACGCAAAAGGCCACAGACGACAUCAAGCUGUACGCUACCUUGCACGGCCUUGACCCCGGCGCACUCUUCCAGAGCCUGAAGAACGUCCUGGCGUUCGGCAGCUCAGAUGACAGUCUCGGCAAGGUACUCGAAGGAUCAAAGGGUAUUCUCGGCGGACUUGUAGAGGCUCUCGACGGCCUGAGCAGCGGCAGAGGCGGCCUUUCUGGAAUCGGCAUUCCAGGCGUAAUGGACCAGGGCCUCGGCACCUUGACCUCCGCACUUACAAACAUCACCAACGGCAGCGGCACUGUUGCCAACGGAACCGUUACCAAUGGCACCCUAAUCAACGCCCCGAGGCUGACCAGAGAGGAGCUCCAGCAGCUGCUCGACUUUGUCCGGAAUGCCACCAGCCAGGACACUGUUACGCAAGUCGUCAGGCAAUUCGCUGCCUCACACAACCUUGACCCUGUAGCGCUUGCUCGUCUCCUGCAGCGGCUGUUGGACGCCAGCAACCCUGGAAGCGGAAACAAUGGUGGCUCAAACGGCACUGUACCGCUGAACCUGCCGCCUAUUCUCAACGGAACUCUUGGUGGCCUGAACAAUUCCAUCGGUGGCCUCCCCGUUGGAAACGCCGGCAACGGCGGACUCAACCUGGGUCCCAUUCUGAACGGGACCCUUGGCAAUCUGACCAGCAUUCUCGGUGGUCUUGCCGGCGGCAGCAAUGGCGGAAUCAACCCAGCUGCUGGCGUUCCUGGAGCUUUGAUCCCGAACCUCGGCGGGCUCAACGGAACCCUUGGCAACUUGACCAACAUUCUCGGCGGUCUGGGAGGUCUGGGUGGCCUCGGCGGGUUGACUCUUCAGGGUGCUCUUGGACUGCGUCUUGCACUCGCCCUGAGAAUCGCGAUAAUUCUGAACGCGGGCGGCGCCGGACUUGGUGGAGGGCUUGGUGGACUUGGACUGGGAGGUCUAGGGAACUUGACGGGCCUUCCCACAGGGGCUCUUGGAAACCUGACAAACCCUCUGGGAUCUAUACCGCUUGGAAGCCUAGGAAACUUGACUGGCCUUCCAACAGGAGCUCUUGGUAACCUGACAGGAGGAGGUCUGCCUAUCGCCAAUCCUGCCGCCGUUAUUGCAGGACUUUUGGGCUCUCUCCCUAUCGGAGGACUGGGGAACUUGACUGGGUUACCCACUGGGGUUCUUGGUAACCUGACGGGAACUUUGGGUUCUCUACUGCCUGGGGGCCUAGGAAACUUGACUGGUCUUCCCACAGGGGCCCUUGGAAACCUGACUGGUCUGCCCGCUGGGAUUAUUGGUAACCUGACAGGAGGUGUCCCUGGCCUGAAUCCCGCAGCCCUUCUUGCAGGACUUCUGGGCUCUCUCCCCAUCGGAAGCCUGGGGAAUCUGACUGGGCUCCCUACCGGCGCUCUUGGAAACCUGACAAACUUGCCCGCCGGAGCCCUCGGUAACCUGACAGGACUUCUGGGUUCUCUCCCUGCUGGAGGCCUAGGAAACCUGACUGGGCUGCCCACUGGAGUUCUGGGUAACCUGACGGGAGCUCUUGGAAACCUCACGGGUAAUCCUUCCGCAGCUGUCGGCAACCUGACAGCGCCUAUCGGGAAUCUCACGAGCGACAUUACCGCAGCUCUCGGGAACCUCACCGGCGGCGCCCCCCUUCCAAACCCUGGCAACCUCGUUGGAAGCCUGACAGGAGCUCUCCCAGUUGGAGGCCUGCUCCCCAGCCCGUCCAAUGCCACGGGUGCCCUUGGGAACCUGACCUCCACCCCUGCCGCCAUUAUCGGCAACAUCACCAACGCCAUCGGCAACCUCACCGGCGGCGGCCUUCCGUCCACCCUUGGGUCUGUUGCCGGAGGUAUCGGAUCGGUCGUUCCCGGCGUCGGAUCUAUAGUUCCUGCUGUGGGAGCAGCUCUCGGCAAUCUCGCCGGCGCUGUCCCAGGUCUUGGACUCGGUCUGGGAGCCAACGUCGGAGCCAACGUCGGACUCGGCCUGGGAGGAGCUCUUCCACCCCUUGACCUCGGAUCCGUCAUCUCUGCCGUCGGCUCGACAGUCUCCGGCCUCGGGUCAGGCCUCGGAUCUACCGUCUCAGGCUUGGGAUCAGCCCUCUCCGGCCUCGGCUCGUCAUUGUCCCCUGCAGCUGCCGUCCCCGCCGCCGUCCUUGGAUCUGCUUUGGCUGCUGGUGCUGCUGCUAACCCUGCUGCUGCUCUGGGAGUAGCUCUGCCUGUCGCAGCCGACGUGGCCGCAGCAGCUAAUGUCGCCGCCGCAGCCAACGUGGCCUCGGCCGUUGCUGGCCUGCUGCCCGCCGUCAACGUCACGGCAAACCUCGGCCUCGGCCUUGGGCUCCUCAACUCGACAGCUCCUGGCCUUGGGUUGGGUCUAGGAUUGACUGCCCAGGGACUGGCCACCGCGCCUCCAUCCAACAAGACGGCACUGGUCACUGAGCCUAGCGAGGCCGAUGAGGAGAGCUCUUCAGGGUCCAACGUCAGACGGUCUCGUGCUGCACGAUUCAGGGCCGCGAUUCGCAAGACCAACGCUGGAGCGGCUUAA